UUCCUCCUCCCUGUUCCUCUCGCCCCGCUGCGCCAGGCAGGCACAGAAGUUGGAACAAACAUGGAGUACAAGCUGAUCAUGGCUGUCUCCGGCUUCCCGAGUCUCUACGACACGAACUCCCUGACCUACCGGGACCUGAACAUGAGGAGCGACGCGUGGAGGCAGGUCGCGGAGAUCGUCGGUGUCCCCGAGUCUGAGUGCAGAAGGAAGUGGAAGACGCUGAGAGACCAACACAGGAGGGAAAGGCAGCGAGAGAAGGAGAGACGCGAGAGUGGCAUCGGGCUCCUGAACUACCGGCCCUGGAGAUAUUCGUCCAUUCUGUCAUUUUUAAACCCGUUUAUUGACGCCAGGGCUGCAGGCACCAACGGCUGGGCCCUGGACCCGCAGCCCUCUCACCUGCAUGCGGCUGAAAUGGGCUGCAGCACGACCACAGAGACCCGGAGCGACGAUGACGAGAAUUACGCCAUCGCUGUAGCAGAUGCAACAACAACGUCUUCAUCGUCGUCGUCCUUCUCAGAGUUCGUCCAGAGGAAACGGCCGUCUCCUCUGAACGGAGACAUCAUCGGACUUAAAGAAGCAAAGAUGGAGGUGACGUCAGACGCUGCCGCUGAGGACAGCGGUCUACAAACACAACAUGCCCAACACGCUAACAUGAAGGAGCUGUUUGAGAUGAUGAUGCAGUCGGUUACGACUUUGGCUGCGUCCUUAGUUUCUUCACAAUCCUCCUCACAGACCUCGGAGCUGAUGGCUCCUGCAGUCCUUCAGCCCGAUCUGCAGUCUCUCCAGCACCGCCAGGCUCACUGCAGCCCGCCGCCGUCCAGGACCACAUCGAGGCUCAGCCACCUGAAAACAGAGGAGCAGGAAACUGUGGUAAGAGAGAUUUUAGACCAAACAGACAACGAGGACGAGUGCAGCAUGUCUCCCACUCUGAUUCAAGCCAAGAGGAAGAGCAGCGACAGUCUGCUGGAGGAGUACCUGAGGAGGAUGGAGAGCAGGGAGGCUCAGAGGAACCUGGAUGUGGAUCAGAGGGACGAUGUUACUUUCUUUCUGCUAAGCUUGGCUCCUGCCAUGAGAAGACUUUCUGCAGAGAAGCAGUCGAUGGUCAGAACCAAGAUACAGCAGCUUCUUCACGAGGCGGAGUUUGGUGCCACGACUUUUCAGUGAUUCCAAACUGUUUUUUAUUUGACACUUUUUUAAACUCUGCAUGGACCAACAAUAUUUUAUUCCACCGGCGGAGAAGUCUCCUUUGCCUCAUUUUAUAAUACUGCAGCUGAUGUUCUCCUUUCCUAUGUUUUCAGAGCUCUUUUUAAUAAAAUCCUCUUGUCACAGUAAUUUGUGUUUUUAUUUAUGAAUUAUUUAUCACAGUGAAGUAAACAUGGCAUCAGUGUUUCUUUACAUGGAGAGAGAGAGAAAACCUGAGGCACUGUCAGUGAUCAGUAACACGACUACAAAGUGAAAUCAUGUAUAUUUACUAUAUUUCAUAUAUUGUAUGAGAUUUUAACAGCAGGAGUUUCCACUGCUCACUCAGUGAGUCGGACCUCACAUCUUUAUAUCGCGGUUUUUAUUUUCUCUCUAUUAGAACAAGUGUUAAACAUAGCAGGUCUGACACAACUGCAGGUUAUCAGAUGUCUGCAGUACAGCUGCAGCAAGUAGGGUCAUCUGUGAGAGCUUUAAUCUGCAGGAAUAAUUAACAACAGUCAAAUAGACGAGGUUUAUCAGAGAAAUCAGAUCAUAAUUCAUUUCACUGACGAGCAGAGGAUGAAGAUGUUCAGAGACUGUAAAUCAUCAGAUUUAUUCUGUUUGUUAACAACAUGAGAAAUGAUAAAAAAGUGGUGUAACAUCCUGUUAAAUGUAAA
Toxotes jaculatrix (banded archerfish) is the source of this 1856-nucleotide messenger RNA. RefSeq lists its product as uncharacterized. Gene Ontology annotation, molecular function: DNA binding. The record is from RefSeq and is a predicted model, not a curated record. The transcript is spliced from 3 exons. The coding region runs from base 61 to 1164 and encodes 367 amino acids. Gene Ontology annotation, cellular component: nucleus; transcription regulator complex. Gene Ontology annotation, biological process: regulation of transcription by RNA polymerase II. NCBI's taxonomy places the organism in Eukaryota, Metazoa, Chordata, Actinopteri, Toxotidae.